This is a messenger RNA of Amphiprion ocellaris (clown anemonefish), 2021 nucleotides long. Its product is annotated as musashi RNA binding protein 1b. Gene Ontology annotation, molecular function: RNA binding. NCBI's taxonomy places the organism in Eukaryota, Metazoa, Chordata, Actinopteri, Pomacentridae. Gene Ontology annotation, cellular component: cytoplasm. The transcript has 15 exons. The coding region runs from base 33 to 1019 and encodes 328 amino acids. The record is from RefSeq and is a predicted model, not a curated record.
CCACCACGGACUCCCCUCACGACCCCUGCAAAAUGUUCAUAGGUGGACUCAGCUGGCAAACAACACAAGAGGGUCUGAAGGAGUACUUCUGCAAGUACGGCGAGGUGAAGGAGUGUAUGGUGAUGCGAGAUCCGGUUACUAAGCGCUCGAGAGGGUUCGGAUUCGUCACCUUUGUCGAUCAGGCCGGCGUGGAUAAAGUUUUGGCCCAAACCAGGCACGAGUUGGACUCAAAAACAAUCGAUCCAAAGGUGGCAUUCCCUCGCAGAGCUCAGCCCAAGCUGGUGACUCGAACCAAGAAGAUCUUUGUUGGAGGCCUGUCAGUGAACACAACCAUCGAGGACGUCAAGCAGUACUUUGACCAGUUUGGGAAGGUCGACGACGCCAUGCUCAUGUUCGACAAGACCACCAACAGGCACAGAGGGUUCGGCUUUGUAACGUUCGAGAACGAGGAUGUGGUGGAGAAAGUCUGCGAGAUCCACUUCCAUGAGAUCAAUAACAAAAUGGUGGAGUGUAAGAAAGCUCAGCCCAAGGAGGUGAUGUCCCCCACUGGCUCGGCCAGGGGGCGCUCUCGGGUGAUGCCCUAUGGGAUGGACGCCUUCAUGCUGGGCAUCGGUAUGCUGGGUUACCCAGGCUUCCAGACUGCCACCUACACCAGUCGCAGCUAUGCCGGCAUCACUCCGGGAUACACCUACCAGUUCCCGGAGUUCCACUUAGAGAGGACUCCCCUUCUGACUUCACCCCACCCCCCUGAGCUCACAGCCAUUCCUCUCACAGCGUACGGACCAAUGGCAGCAGCAGCGGCGGCGGCAGCAGUAGUCAGAGGCUCCACUCCGUCUCGCUCAGCUGGAUUUUUAGGUACAAGCAGUCCAGGUCCGAUGGCGGAGCUUUAUGGAACAGCCAGUCAGGAGUCGGCCGUCAGCAGUUACCUCAGUGCUGCCAGCCCUGCCCCGAGCACUGGAUUCAGCCACAGUCUGGGGGGCCCUUUGAUUGCCACGGCCUUCACUAACGGCUAUCACUGAGAGCUGCAGAGCUGUAGACUGAGAGCUGGAAGGAGUUGAAGCUGCUUCGGAGCUGAUCUGGGCCCGUCUCUGUCCAGUCCACGUCUCCGGCUGGGGUGGCUGAACCUCCCACCCCCACCCCACCCAAACACCCCACCCUGGUGUCAGCCACAUCCGGUCGGCCCUACUGACACCUCACUAAACUCCACCUCGCUGGAAAAAAAGAAAAAUGUUGAAAAAAAAAAAAAAACGUCACAAAAGGAGUGAAAAAGUUUAUCACUACAUGUAAUAGCAACACGUUCAGAUGCUGUAUUUUUUUGUGUGUUUUAUUUUCUGUCAUGUUUCACCUCGCUGUUAUUUUUGUGAUGGCUGCGUUAUUUCAUGAUCUGUUUUGGCUGUGUUUUAUUGGGUCAUUCGACGUCUUGUAACCUGAUCUUUCUGAGAAGAGAGGAGUUAAAUCUCCAGGUGACGCCUGUUUGAAGGUCAGGAGUUGUAAUAUGUACUGGAAAACUGUAUAUUUGUCAGUAGUUCAUACUGAAUUUUAACAUUUGGGAUUAAUACUAUUUCUUGAAAAUGUGUCACAAAGUGUAUAUCUUGGUAGGUUUUUAAACAUUGACUUGUUACACUAAUAAUGGUCAGACCACAACGGUCAUUAGUCACAGUUAUGUAAUAGGCCUUCAUGAGGUGUACAGUUUUGUAAGAUAUUGUAAAUAUGACUGGUUUCUGGGUGGGAGGGUUCUGCUAAUUUUUGUUUCUGGGAGGUGGGAGGCUUUUGGACAAAUUGCUUCUUUCAUCAAACCUUAUGUGUUGGAAAGCUUGGUUGUUACGUAUGAUAGUGUCACACGGAGGUCAAGAACAUUUCGGCUUGUCUGUCUAUGUUAGACCAGCCAUAUACUGUAUUUCUCUCCAGGCGUUUAUAAAUAAUGAUGUGUCAUGUGAGUCUUUUAUCAAAUUCAGAAGCUGCCUCAGAGUUGAAACCCUCUGAGUUGAGCAGGAGAGAGGCUGGAUCAACACUACUUACUA